AUAUGACUCAUACUUUGUAAUAAUUGUGAUGUACUUGUUUAAAAUUUCCAUAGCCCAUAUUUGUGAGCUUCAAAUUUAAUAAUCUGUAUAUAUGAGCCACACCCUACUAUGAGAUUGUUGCUUCAUACCUACUUCACACAUUACCAUAACGGAUAAUUCACAAGCGCCAUACACACACCAUAAACCGCAACAACAAAUACGAAGUGAAAAAAAAAAACAGACGCACCUGCCGCAACGCACGGUAGUAAAUCAAACCAAAAAUGGCUACUACUCAGAAUGCAAGUGUCCUCAUUGAUGAUGGGGCGGCUGUUGUAAAGACGAAAGCAUUAAACUCCAUGCCAGCAGCAGCACUCCAGCAGCAGCAAUCAAAGAUAGAGAAAACGAACGUGACUUGUGCUCCGUCUUCUGAAGAUGAAUUCGCUGAUGAUAUAUGGCGUUAUCCUCAAUACCUGCUUAGAGUUCAAGACCUCCCUGAUCUCUCUUCCUCGUCCAUACCCGAAGUGGAGGAGGAUGAAACUCCUCCUAGCAUGAUCUCUGAUGAUGAUGAUGACCCAAUAACUUUUCUGGAUAAGUUCUCUGUUAUACCGUUAACUGAUGUCGUUUUACAUCCUACUUCCAGUCAGGAUCCUGCAACUCGUCAACUGAAGGCAGUGCCUCGAGUGGAGAGGAAACGACGCUUACUGAAAGCAAUGCCUCGAGUGGAGAGAAAAAGACGCUUGCCGCUCUAGUUUUGUUAAGGACCAAGUUUUUGUGCUUGAUGUUGGUACUAGUGAUGAUGUUAUAGACUCGCUUUUGUGGAGACUCAAAUACUUGGUUGGUAUCGUCUUUUGUGGCGAAGCUUGAGAUUUCCGACCGGGGGUCGAAAACGUACCCACCCAAAAAUUUCUAUAAAACAGGGGGUCGAAAACGUAUAUACCCAAAAAUUUCUAUACGAAAACUACAUACUCUCCACUACUGAGCGAAAAGUUCGAGGGGUCGGCCGCCCCAUCCCGCCCCCACUAUCCUACGCCCUUGAUCGUCUUUGUCUAAAGUAUGAAUGAACAACUAACAAUGGAUAAGUUUUAUUAUUUGCAUGAUAAUCAAAUUCUGGAUGCUUUAUUUCCUU
Molecule: messenger RNA, 1105 nt
Organism: Helianthus annuus (common sunflower)
Lineage: Eukaryota; Viridiplantae; Streptophyta; Magnoliopsida; Asterales; Asteraceae
Exons: 5
Coding region: 261-728 (155 amino acids)
Source: RefSeq, a predicted model, not a curated record